AAUAUCUUAUUAUUCUAACUAUCGAACUGCCUGCUGGUUUUUGCUUCUCUCUGUUAUCCAGGAUGAAGGUUAGUUUUAUCCUUUCUGGUUGGCGUAGAUGAGUUUCACAGGCAAAUAUGCUUAAGCUUAACUUAAAGAUCCUGCUCAACUAGUUUUUAUAUUGAGCCUAAUCCUUUGCUUGGGUUGGCUCAUUUCUUAGAGAACAUUUUCUAGGCAUUUCGCCUAGAAAUAAAAAUUGUAUUGAUACUAGGUAUCAAAAACACUUGAUUUUGAAAAGCAUAAAAAAAGGGGAAAAAAAAGAAGAAAAAAAAAAGAAGGAAGCUGAACAUGAAUCAAGUCAUAACUAGAAUUUGGCAAACAACACAUGUUGGAUACUCAUUUGGCAUUGUCAAAUUGGAAUCAUUAACCUCCAGGCAGAGGAAACAAGCAGCAUGCAAACCUAUAUAGUUUGGGUAAAACAGCCCGACGGGAAAUUAUUUUCAAAAUUUGAAGAUGUAGAGAGUUGGUACCAGACAUUUUCGCCAAAACCUCUUGCAGACUCAGACCGGCUGAUAAAAACACAAAUGAUUAAUGCAUACCAACAUGUGGCCAGUGCGUUAGCAGCAAAACUGAAACUGGAGGAAGUUAAAGAAAUGGAGAAGAAAGAUGGGUUCGUGUCCAGAGAGGAUUCUUUCUGCCUUUGCACACAACUCAUAGUCCUAACUUCUUGGGUUUGCAACAAGGAUUGGGAACUUUGGAAAUUGUGUAGCAUUGGCGUUACCAAAGCCAUUAUGUUAAAAAAAAAUGACAAAGAUAUUGUCCAAAAAAAGAAAAGAAAAGAAAAAAAACAGUUGUCCAAAAACAAAUAAAUGACAUAGAUACUUAACAUGCAGAGAAGUGCAGUAAGUGCUCAAGGCAGAGAAGCUUGAUGGCUAAAGGCAGAGAAGCUUGAUGAAUUUUCAACUUUGACAUUAUCAAUAUUCCUAGCAGCAGAUAAGAGACAAACUCAAGAUUCAAGAACAAAUUUUCAAGUAACAUUGUUUGGCAUAAGGUCCAUCGCUACUUUGUUAUUACUGUCUGACCGGCAGGCCUUUCUUUCCAGACCUCCCACACUUCCAUUCCGAUUCCCUUCUAGCAACCUGUUCAACAUGUUGCAACAAAAGCCAACUUUAAUGACCACAAAUCACCAUCGUCUGCACAAGAAAUGCCGGCAAAUUAGAAUCCACCACAAUCUCUUACUAUCUAUAUAUAGGAGCUUGAAAUGGUAAACUAACACCAAGCACCUUCACUUUCAACUUCUUUUUAGUCAAAAGAUGGAGAACAAAAAGUGUAUAGUGAUGCAGAUCAUAUACUUUCUUGGCUCUAGUUGCAUGUUUUACUUGUCACUAGCAGUUGCCGUCGAAAAUGUGGCAGUACUGGAACCACUAGCUGAGACAAAUAGCAUGCAAACUUAUAUAGUUUGGGUUGAAAAGCCACCCAGCAAUUUCCUUGCACAAUCUGAUCAUGAAGAUUUAGAGAGUUGGUACCAGUCAUUUCUGCCCCAAACAAUUGCAAACUCAAACCAGCUUAUGAAGCCACGAAUGGUUUAUGCAUACCGCAAUGUGGCCACUGGAUUUGCAGCAAAGCUGACCGCAGAGGAAGUUGAAGAAAUGGAGAAGAAAGAUGGGUUUAUCUCGGCUCAUCCAGAACGGAAUCUGCAAUUGCACACAACUCAUAGUCCUAACUUCUUGGGGCUGCAACAAGGAUUGGGACUUUGGAAAGGGUCAAAUUAUGGUGAAGGAGUGAUUAUUGGACUUUUGGAUACUGGGAUAUUCCCAGACCAUCCUUCAUUUAGUGAUGAAGGAGUACCACCUCCUCCAGCUAAAUGGAAAGGCAAGUGUGAUUUCCGCGGGACAGUCUGCAAUAACAAGCUUAUCGGCGCCAGAAGUUUUGAUGGUGGAAAGACUGCAGGAGGCCCUCCAAUUGACGAUGCAGGCCAUGGAACUCACACUUCAAGCACAGCUGGAGGAAACUUUGUGAAAGGUGCUGGAGUGUUUGGAAUGGCCACCGGCACAGCAACUGGCAUGGCACCUCAUGCUCACUUGGCAAUGUACAAAGUCUGCUCUGAACAGGGUUGUUUUGACUCGGACAUUCUAGCUGCUAUGGACACUGCGGUUGAUGAUGGUGUGGAUGUGCUAUCGCUCUCACUUGGAGGUGGCUCAGCUUAUUUUUAUGCUGAUGGAAUUGCAGUCGGUGCAUUUGGAGCAAUUCAGAAGGGAAUUUUUGUCAGCUGUUCGGCUGGAAAUGAGGGACCUGACUACAAUACUUUAUCAAAUGAGGCCCCAUGGAUUCUCACAGUUGGAGCAAGCACCAUUGACAGAAGCAUAAGAGCGACAGCAAAGCUUGGAAAUGGGCAAGAAUAUGACGGGGAGUCAGUAUUCCAGCCUAAAGAUUUUAGUUCAAAACAGUUACCUCUUGUUUAUGCAGGUGCACAUAGCCAUGAUUCAUCAGCUCUUUGCGAUGUAGGGUCCCUUAAAAAUGUUGAAGGGAAAGUAGUGGUGUGUGAGGUAGGUGGGGGAAUUGGAAGAAUUGCAAAAGGGGUAGAAGUGAAAAGAGCUGGUGGUGUUGCCAUGAUUCUUGUCAACCCAGACUUCGCUGGCUAUACCACCAUAGCAGACGCUCACGUGCUUCCUGCAACACAUGUGAGUUACUCUGCAGGGGUGAGCAUCAAAACCUAUAUAAACUCAACCUCAACUCCUACAGCAACAAUCUUUUUCAAAGGCACUGUCAUUGGUGAUCAGCUUGCUCCGAAGGUCUCUUUCUUUUCAUCGAGAGGACCAAGCCUCGCAAGUCCUGGCAUUUUGAAACCUGACAUUAUUGGUCCCGGUGUGAGCAUCCUAGCUGCAUGGCCUUUUUCGGUGGACAAUGCCACAGAAUCUAAAGCCACAUUUAACAUUAUUUCCGGUACUUCAAUGUCAUGCCCUCACCUAAGUGGCAUUGUAGCCUUGCUCAAGAGCUCACACCCUGACUGGUCACCAGCUGCCAUUAAGUCUGCCAUCAUGACAACUGCUGAAGUAAACAACCUCGCAGGCUCCGCCAUAAUGGAUGAAACACUUUUUGCAGCAGACCUCUUUGCCAUUGGUGCAGGUCAUGUUAACCCUUCAAAAGCAAAUGACCCUGGGCUCAUCUACGACACGCAACCAGAGGAGUACAUUCCUUACUUGUGUGGUUUAAACUACACAGACAAACAGAUAGCUGUAAUCACCCAAAAAUCAGUGAAAUGCUCUGAAGUAGGAGCCAUACCAGAAGCACAGCUAAAUUAUCCCACAUUUUCUCUCGUUAUAGAUCCUGCUGGGAAGCCUCAGAAGUACACAAGAACGGUGACGAAUGUUGGCCCCGCUAAAUCAACUUAUGAAUUAGCUGUUGUAAGUCCACAUAAGAUAGACAUCAGUGUGCAACCUGAGGAGUUCACAUUCACAGAGAUUAACCAGACAAUGACGUACCAUGUGGUGUUUACCGCACAAAAAGGUGCUGCGAAGGAUGGUAUAACAUUUUCUCAGGGAUAUCUGAGCUGGGUCUCUCGCCAGCAUUCUGUUAGAAGCCAAAUAUCGGUGAUCUUUGACACUUAGUGAAACGACAACUUGGACAUUGCUUAGGUUGAUGCAACAGGAGCACGAAGGUGAUGCGGGUAACCCAAAAGCUAACAUAUAUUUUUUAUUCUCUUUGAAAUAACUGAAUCAGAAUAAUUGUUUUCAAUUUGAAGUUCAAUGCAAUAAAGGUAAUAAUGAUGUUUUAUCUUUAGUUCUUUACUGGUUUUCAAAAAAGUGAAACUAUUGCAAGACAAAUUCACCAACUAUAGCGAACGAAAGAAGGCAUAGGGAAAAAAAAAACCAGACAAUUUUUCGAUUGUGCAUUGCAUAUUGCAUUUUUAGUGCAUCCAU
This is a messenger RNA of Rosa rugosa (rugosa rose), 3899 nucleotides long. Its product is annotated as subtilisin-like protease. The coding region runs from base 1293 to 3587 and encodes 764 amino acids. Gene Ontology annotation, molecular function: serine-type endopeptidase activity. The record is from RefSeq and is a predicted model, not a curated record. Lineage: Eukaryota; Viridiplantae; Streptophyta; Magnoliopsida; Rosales; Rosaceae. The transcript has a single exon. Gene Ontology annotation, biological process: proteolysis.